Parnassius mnemosyne (clouded apollo) is the source of this 2367-nucleotide messenger RNA. The record is from the annotation of a GenBank genome assembly. Lineage: Eukaryota; Metazoa; Arthropoda; Insecta; Lepidoptera; Papilionidae.
AUGGCUCACUGUAUGAGAGUUUUGCAUGGCCAAGGUAGCAGGACGAGGGCUAUGCUCCUGGAUAUUCAACAAAGAUGCUUCAGCGUGUCUCCCCUCACCGCUGCAGCCGCUCAGGUUGCUAUGUCGAAAUUCGACAAAGCCCCACUGCCAUACGAGAAAUUGACAAAAAAUUUGGAAAUAGUAAAGAAGAGGUUAGGUCGAGAUAUGACCUUGUCGGAAAAGGUGCUCUAUUCUCAUCUGGAUGACCCCAAGGGACAGGACAUUGAGCGAGGCACCAGCUAUUUACGGCUCCGACCUGAUCGUGUGGCUAUGCAAGAUGCCACGGCACAAAUGGCCAUGUUACAAUUUAUUUCCUCUGGCUUACCACGCGUAGCAGUACCAUCUACUAUCCAUUGUGACCACUUAAUUGAGGCACAAGUUGGUGGUGACAAAGACUUGGCAAGAGCUAAGGACCUCAACAAAGAAGUAUACAAAUUCCUGGAAACCGCAGGUGCUAAAUACGGUGUAGGAUUCUGGAAACCAGGCUCUGGUAUUAUCCAUCAGAUCAUCUUGGAGAAUUAUGCUUUCCCUGGUUUGCUCAUGAUAGGCACAGACUCUCACACACCCAAUGGUGGAGGUCUGGGAGGACUUUGCAUAGGUGUUGGUGGUGCAGAUGCUGUUGACGUAAUGGCUGACAUUCCAUGGGAGCUGAAAUGCCCCAAGGUUAUUGGUGUUAGAUUGACUGGUCAGCUGAAAGGCUGGACAAGUCCAAAAGACGUGAUCCUGAAGGUAGCCGGUAUCUUAACCGUGAAAGGAGGUACUGGCGCUAUCGUAGAGUACCAUGGACCAGGUGUUGAUUCCAUCUCCUGUACCGGUAUGGCCACUAUCUGCAAUAUGGGAGCUGAAAUUGGUGCUACCACUAGUGUGUUCCCGUACAACUCCCGCAUGGAAGCGUACCUUAAAUCAACUGGACGCCACGAUAUCGCAGCCACCGCAAAUUCUUACAAACAUUUGCUGACACCUGACCCCAAGGCACCAUAUGACCAGCUUAUCGAAUUAGAUUUAUCAACUCUCGAACCCCAUGUAAACGGUCCCUUCACACCUGAUCUGGCCAACCCUAUCUCGAAGUUGGGUGAAGCAGCUAAAAAGAAUAAUUGGCCUGUGGACAUCCGAGUUGGUCUCAUUGGAUCUUGUACUAACUCCUCAUACGAAGACAUGGGUCGCUGUGCCAGCAUUGUUAAAGAGGCAAUAAGCCAUGGUCUGAAAUCCAAGAUUCCAUUCAACGUAACACCCGGCUCUGAGCAAGUUCGCGCCACCAUUGAGAGGGAUGGCAUUGCACAGACUCUAAGGGACUUUGGAGGCACUGUACUAGCAAACGCCUGCGGACCUUGCAUUGGACAAUGGGACCGUAGAGAUGUUAAGAAGGGCGAGAAGAAUACGAUCGUGACGUCAUACAACCGUAACUUCACCGGACGUAACGACGCGAACCCGGCCACGCACUGCUUCGUCACCAGCCCCGAGCUGGUCACCGCUUUGUCUAUUGCUGGUCGCCUGGACUUUAACCCACUGUCUGAUGAACUUACGGGCUCUGAUGGCAAGAAGUUCAAGCUGUCGGAUCCCUUCGGUGAUGAACUCCCUACAAAGGGCUUUGACCCUGGCCAGGACACCUACCAACACCCACCUGCUGAUGGCAAAAAGGUGAAUGUCGACGUUUCACCCACUUCCGACCGGCUGCAGCUCUUGGAACCGUUCGACAAGUGGAAUGGCAAGGACCUCACCGACAUGACAAUUCUCAUCAAAGUGAAGGGCAAGUGUACCACUGACCACAUCUCAGCGGCUGGACCCUGGCUCAAGUACAGAGGACAUCUCGACAACAUCUCUAACAAUAUGUUUAUCACCGCAACGAACGCGGAGAACGGCGAGCUGAACAAGGUGCGCAACCAGCUGACGGGCGAGUGGGGCCCGGUGCCGGCGACGGCGCGCGCGUACAAGGCGGCGGGCACGCCCUGGGUCGUGGUGGGCGACGAGAACUACGGCGAGGGCUCCAGCCGCGAGCACGCCGCGCUCGAGCCGCGCCACCUCGGCGGCCGCGCCAUCAUCGUCAAGUCCUUCGCCAGAAUCCACGAGACUAAUCUCAAGAAGCAAGGUCUGCUCCCCCUCACGUUCGCAAACCCGGCCGACUAUGACAAGAUCCGACCGGACGACAAAAUCUCGCUGCUUGGCCUUAAAGACCUCGCGCCUGGCAAGCCCGUCGAUUGCGAAAUCAAGCACAAAGAUGGUAGUGUGGAGCGCAUCAAACUUAAUCACUCGUUGAACGAACAACAAAUUUCCUGGUUCAAAGCUGGUUCAGCGCUGAACAGGAUGAAGGAAAUCGCUGCCGGCAAGUGA